GGCCCGGUCGUGGGCGGGGCUUGGGGCGGAGCCUGACCAUCACGCGCAGCCCCGCCCCCGCGGCCUCGUCGCUCCUGGUGAGGCGGUAGCCGCUUUUCGUCGGCUCUUACCGGCUGGCUGGGCCAGCUGCGCCGCGGCUCACAGCUGACGAUGGGGGACCCCAGCAAGCAGGACAUCUUGACCAUCUUCAAGCGCCUCCGCUCGGUGCCCACUAACAAGGUGUGUUUUGAUUGUGGUGCCAAAAAUCCCAGCUGGGCAAGCAUAACCUAUGGAGUGUUCCUUUGCAUUGAUUGCUCAGGGUCCCACCGGUCACUUGGUGUUCACUUGAGUUUUAUUCGAUCUACAGAGUUGGAUUCUAACUGGUCAUGGUUUCAGUUGCGAUGCAUGCAAGUUGGAGGAAACGCUAAUGCAUCUUCCUUUUUUCAUCAACAUGGGUGUUCCACCAACGACACCAAUGCCAAGUACAACAGUCGUGCUGCUCAGCUCUAUAGGGAGAAAAUCAAAUCGCUCGCCUCUCAAGCAACACGGAAGCAUGGCACUGAUCUGUGGCUUGAUAGUUGUGUGGUUCCACCUUUGUCCCCUCCACCAAAGGAGGAAGAUUUUUUUGCCUCUCACGUUUCUCCUGAGGUGAGUGACACAGCGUGGGCAUCAGCAAUAGCGGAACCAUCUUCUUUAACAUCAAGGCCUGCGGAAACCACUUUGGAAAAUAAUGAAGGUGGACAAGAGCAAGGACCAUGUGUGGAAGGUCUUAAUGUACCAACAAAGGCUACUUUAGAGGUUUCCUCUAUCAUAAAAAAGAAACCAAAUCAAGCUAAAAAAGGCCUUGGGGCCAAAAAACGAAGUUUAGGAGCUCAGAAACUGGCAAACACAUGCUUUAAUGAAAUUGAAAAACAAGCUCAAGCUGCAGAUAAAAUGAAGGAGCAGGAAGACCUGGCCAAGGCGGCACCUAAAGAAGAAUCAAUUGUUUCAUCAUUACGAUUAGCCUAUAAGGAUCUUGAAAUUCAAAUGAAGAAAGACGAAAAGAUGAACAUUAGUGGCAAAAAAAAUGUUGACUCAGACAGACUCGGCAUGGGAUUUGGAAACUGCAGAAGUGGUAUUUCACAUUCAGUGACUUCAGAUAUGCAGACCAUAGAGCAGGAAUCACCCAUCAUGGCAAAACCAAGAAAAAAGUAUAAUGAUGACGGUGAUGAUUCAUAUUUUACUUCCAGCUCAAGGUACUUUGACGAGCCAGUGGAGUUAAGGAGCGGUUCUUUCUCUAGCUGGGAUGACAGUUCAGAUUCCUAUUGGAAAAAAGAGACCAGCAAAGAUACUGAAACAGUUCUGAAAACCACAGGCUAUUCAGACAGACCUACUGCUCGCCACAAGCCAGAUUAUGAGCCAGUUGAAAAUACAGAUGAGGCCCAGAAGAAGUUUGGCCAUGUCAAAGCCAUUUCAUCAGAUAUGUAUUUUGGAAGACAAGCCCAGGCUGAUUAUGAGACCAGGGCCCGCCUAGAGAGGCUGUCGGCAAGUUCCUCCAUAAGCUCAGCUGAUCUGUUCGAGGAGCAGAGGAAGCAGGCAGCAGGGAACUACAGCCUGUCCAGCGUGCUGCCCAACGCCCCUGACAUGGCGCAGUUCAAGCAGGGAGUGAGGUCCGUUGCUGGAAAACUCUCCGUCUUUGCUAAUGGAGUCGUGACUUCAAUUCAGGUCAGUGGAAUGGGGCAGUGCUCACUGGCUAUGACGGUAGGUUCAGCAGUUUGAAAAUGAGACCUGCUUCAAUCUUCAACUGCUGGAAAAUUCAAUUAUAUAUUAUUGGAUCGAUAUGUUUGCUACACUAUAACCCGGAACGUUAUGAAAACCAGAAAUUAUAAUUUUAAUAUUUUCUAAUGUAUGACUCUAGGGGAAUUGUUAGAGGAAUUGUCAUGACCAUUGUCCAGUUUUUUUCCUAGAUUGGAACAGAGAAGUAUUAAGAAAAUUGAAAUUAUCUGUAAUGCUGCAUCACAGGGAUAACCUCUGUUAAUAUUUUGGUAUAUUUUUAGCUCUAGAUUUCUAAGGAUAUUUUUCUAUACAUAGAUAAAAAAGAUAUACAUAUCUUUUUAAAAUUAAAAAGGUAUUAUAUCGUAUAGAGGGUUUUAUAUCUUGCUUUUCUCUGUGAUGUUAGGAACAUUUCCUUGUAAUGAAAAGUUUUCCUAAAACCACAUUGUAUUGAGUGAAAACAUAAGCCAAGGAUGGCGCAUACUUGCGCAUAAGAGUCGAGGCCAUCUCUGACGAUAUGAAUGGCUCGUUUCUUUGUACCUUGUUGUUUACAUCAGGCUAUUGAAGAAGGAUUCUAUUAAUGUAAAAUGCUGCUAAAAGAAGUAGGACUGAAACCGUGUGGACUCUGGUGCCUCUGAAGGAGAUUCUUGGCCCCCAGGCAGACGCUGCUCUGGCUGCAGUUUAAGGAGGGCAUGGAGGUGCCUCCCAUUCUGGAGAGUUCCCUUAGCCCCAGGACUCUGGAUGUAGCCAUUUUCAUGCUGUGAAUAGCACAGUCUUCCCUUUCAUUUGGCACUGAAGUUAAAAUGCGUAGAGCUCUUUCGUGUCCCUUAGGUCAGCUAAGCCCACAUCAGUAUCCAAAUAGGUAACAUCCCUAUUUUAUAGAUGGUCAUCCCCGUUUUAGAGAUGACUCCCUUUUAUAUCCCAUUUUACAGGUGAAGGAAUUGAGGCACAGAACGUUAGGUCACUUCUGCAAGAUGACCAGCUGAACCAAAAUUUCAGGGCUUCAAACACCAAAUGUGUUCCUGUCUUCCCUAUCCCACUUGCUUCCCAGAGGGCUCAGCAAGUAGCCUCUGGCCCACUGAGCAUCCUCCUGCCCACUUUGCUCCCUGCCUCCUGAUCCCAGGACUGUGGCCGUGGCUGCCAGAGGCAGGAUGUGAAUCCUGUUGGCUUCUGAAGCCCACACCUACCCUCAGCCUCGAAGCUGCAGCAAUGGCUGCUUCCAGAUGAGCACACCCUCGGGGUGCAGUGUCCAUGUCAUAUGCCUGACACGGGUCGCAGUGGUAGUUUUGGUGAUGCUGAAUAUUCAGGGCGCGGGAGUCAGGGAUCGCUGCUGAAUGGUCAUAAACUUCCAUUUUGGUUCUCUCUUCAGGAUCGCUACGGUUCUUAAUACUGAAGUCAUGAUGUGUAUUUCCUGGAGAAAUUCCUCUUUAAAUGAACAAGUAACCACAUCUCAGGUGGCAGUGAAGACCAGAUAGUUUUGCAGAUUGUUUUGCUACUUUUUCAUAUGGUAUAUGUUUCUGAUUUUUAAUAUUUCUUUUGAGAAAUUCUGAGUUCUGAUGUAGGAGCUUUCCUGUGAUUUCUGUUUCGUGUUCCUUCUUGUCACACCCUCCUUUUGGCGUCUCCGUGUAUAUCCUUGCUUUAUUUUCUUGGAACCUUUGGUUUUCAACACUGAGGGCCUGGAGACAUCGGCUCCUCCUGCUCCUGAACCAGGAGACUUCAUGUGGGGGAGGAGGAGAGGUCUCCAUGUGACACAUGGGCUCAGGGCUGCCAGAAUCAGCGGAUGCUGGAUGGGCCUGCAGAAACAACACUCACCACACACACUUCCUUCAAAAGACCAAAAGUGACUGGUGUCUCAUGUGACAGAUUGCUUCAUUUAUGUUUCUACAUAGUAAGGUGACUGCCAAAUAAUAUUUGAAGUCAUCUGUCUCUUUGUAAAUUAUUUUAUAUGACCUAUAAAUUUAAAAAUAUUUUUCAGUGAGGGCUUUUAACAAACUUAAGCUUCUGCCCUGCCAAGGGAAUUAAUGUUAUCUUGUGAAAGGUGUUGCUGUUUGAAUUGAUGAGAAAUGGAAGAUGAGAACUCCCUAAGGGUUCUCAUAAGAAAUCAUCUCAUCACAGAUCAAUACGGUAUACAGAGUUAAAGUGGAAUGAGAUAAGAAGAUACAGCUACAGAAAAUAGUUCUGUGUAUGGGAGAACAGUCAUUGUAAUUGGGUAGUUUUGUUAAUAUUUUUAAAUCUUGCUUUUCAAAAAUUACAGAAUAUGUAUAAACGAAUAAAGAAAAAUAAUUUAGCUGUUUUAGACAGCAUUAGAAUAUAUUGUUAAGCACAGUAAAAUAUAUUUGAAAUUUGAUAAGCCAAAAAUGUGGUUUUGAAUGACUAUUUUGUGAAUCUUUCUUAAAAGCUCAAAUUUGUAGACUUCUAAAUAGAAUAAACACUUGCAGCAGA
This is a messenger RNA of Pongo pygmaeus (Bornean orangutan), 4173 nucleotides long. It is a transcript of the gene ARFGAP3, whose product is annotated as ARF GTPase activating protein 3. The coding region runs from base 151 to 1737 and encodes 528 amino acids. Gene Ontology annotation, molecular function: GTPase activator activity. NCBI's taxonomy places the organism in Eukaryota, Metazoa, Chordata, Mammalia, Primates, Hominidae. The record is from RefSeq and is a predicted model, not a curated record. Gene Ontology annotation, biological process: COPI coating of Golgi vesicle. The transcript is spliced from 15 exons.